AGAAGCUCAUCGGACCAGCCAUCCUCUUGCAGCAGAGCGUUGCAAACCCAACCAUCGCGACCUACGACGUUGGCUCUCCAAACUUGACAGGCCCCGAGAGAGGGCCGAGCAAACAACCAGCAGCCCUCCUGGUUCAUCAUCCAUCUCCAGCACACAAACCUCCGAGUCCGUCACAGAUGCUCUUGACGCCUCGUCAGAUGACAGGCGUCCCCAACCUUCUUCUCUCUCACCGCCCUGUGCCAGGAGGAGCCGCCGCCCUCGCCCUCAACUUCUCUCCUCGACUUCACAGGUCACAGCAGCGGGAAGACAACACCUACGUGUCGAUGACGGAGCAGAGAGCAUCUCGGGAGUCUCAAGCUUCAAGUUCGUCCUUCACCGGACGCCCCGGGAGUAAGACUCCCCGGGCCGGGUCGGGGCCCGGCGGGCACAGCAGCAGUCACGGUGCGGCGGGGCCUGGGGAUCGCAACUGAGCAGCCAGCGGUGGCCAGGUUACAGCCUGUGGCAGCGUGGCCCCCGCGACUUCGUUGACCCGCGCAGCGCGGGCUUCCGCGGCUAGUAGUACUAGCCUACCGUGGCGCCCCCGGGCCGGUACUCGCCGCCGGGCCCCGGGCCGCCCGGCCUCAGGUGCUUAACUUGACAGUGACAUGAACUUCGGAACCCGGCCCGGGCCGGCCGGGCCGCAGCCCGGGCCCCGGGCUGUCCGACCCGGCGUUCACGGCACACUCGUGACUAGCCUACUGUUCAUUCCAAUCCUUCCACCCCUGGAAUCACACUACCCCUGCGAGACUACCCUCCGUCAAAGACCCCUUUUAAAUUGAGUACCCCCACUUAUCCCAUUAAAUGAAUCUGAAAUGC
Messenger RNA from Guillardia theta CCMP2712, 855 nucleotides. RefSeq lists its product as hypothetical. The record is from RefSeq and is a predicted model, not a curated record. Bases 198 to 470 code for a protein of 90 amino acids. The transcript has a single exon. Lineage: Eukaryota; Cryptophyceae; Pyrenomonadales; Geminigeraceae.